This is a messenger RNA of Pararge aegeria (speckled wood butterfly), 4581 nucleotides long. RefSeq names its product coiled-coil domain-containing protein AGAP005037. Gene Ontology annotation, cellular component: cytoplasm. Bases 366 to 3722 code for a protein of 1118 amino acids. NCBI's taxonomy places the organism in Eukaryota, Metazoa, Arthropoda, Insecta, Lepidoptera, Nymphalidae. The transcript is spliced from 23 exons. The record is from RefSeq and is a predicted model, not a curated record.
AACACGUGGAGUCUAUCGUCGAAAUUUCGAACAUUUUCUUAUACAAUUGAGGUCGUAGUUCGAAUCCCCUUUUGUUUGUGGGUUUUCUUCAUAUGAUUUAUAUCCGCAGUUCCAAAACUUAAAUAUACGUAAUAAAUCUCGACCUUACAUUACCUUUUAGAACUAAUGUAUAGAAAAUUUAAUGAAACAGUGUCAAACAUUUGGUCUUUAAACAUGAAUGUAAACCAAAUGAAACUGAAAUCGAUGAACUGUAAACAUUAAAGUGUAAGUGAAAAAGAGAAAAAAAAAUGUGCUGUGUAUCAAAAAAAAGAUAAAAGUGAGUGUUCUAAAAUGUAUACGUGGCGUUGACUGUGAAUGUUAAAAAAAUGUUAAGUCGAUGGAAAAGCAAAGACAAGUCGGAGAAAUCCGGCAAGUCUUCAAAUACAAGCGGAAAGAAGAAGAGAAAGGGACGGGAAAAUGAAGAAGACUGGCAAGGAGACCCGAGAAUUGAUGGGGGAGUAUCUGAUGGAGAAGCCAGAGGGCCGCCUCGAGGCCGAUCUAGCCGUCGCGAAGAUCCACGGCGUCACACUCUGGCAGGCAACCACGACAUCUUUAUGCAUCCUCACCACCAGUCAGGCCUUAGUAGCAAUACAAUCCAUAUGGAGAAAUACAACAAAGUACAGGCGCUAGUCAACAUGCCUGAGUAUGCGACGGUAAACAAAAAUCGCGACACGAAGACGAACCGAAGCCUAGUUCGAAUGAAAAAGCCCAUGAUGAUAGAAUAUCAGCCUUCGAGCCUUUCUCUAUUUGAAGAUGACCCCGGCGUUAUGUCGGAGGUCGAAACUUCUUCUACUGGAUUUAGGCGUGGUGGGAAGCAAAGGUCUUCCCUUCCGGUUGUUCGGACUCCAAGCAAGACCCUCGAAAGACCUUUGGGUUUAGUGUUUCUACAGUACAGAAGCGAGACAAAGCGAGCCCUGUUGCCCAACGAAAUCACCUCAAUAGAUACUGUGAAAGCACUUUUUGUGCGAAGUUUCUCGAAGCAGUUGACAAUGCAAUACAUGGACAGUGCCCAUGUAAAGAUCUACAUCCACGACUCUUCAAAGGAUAUGUUUUAUGAGUUAGAAGAUGUGAGGGCUCAUCUACGGGAUAUUCGAGAUAGGUCAGUACUUCGCCUGUUUGAAGCUGCUGACAUUGGAGGUGGAGUAUUCCCCGGUGCAGUGGGCGUGGGAUCUGUGCCGAUGCCGCCGGGCGCUACCGACUCUUCUUCUUCUUCUUUGCUCUGGGAUCAGAGAGGCGAUUGCGAGCAGAGUUAUUUCAGUGAGCCUGAAAUAGAUUCCGACUACCACCACCAGCACGUUCACAACAAGAACAAAAUAAAGGCGCCUGCAUACUACAUGGGUCAAUCGACACCCAGUACUCUACCACGAGGGGGUUCCCUCAUGAGAGCCUUCUCGCCGGCCGCACCUGUACCAGCAGAUCGAGUUAAACCUCCAGGUUCCAUCGCGCCAUCCAAACCAGUGCGCUCAUACUUGCCCAGGAGUGGUUCGGAGCGGUGUUUUCCUGCAGUUUUUGCUGCCGCUGAAUGCCCCCGCGCGCAUUCAAGCGAUGGCUAUAUGUCAUCCCCUGAGCGUGUCGCACCCCGUGCACCCUACGAGGACCCGUACUACACCCAAUUCCUCGCCCCUGCAGCUGGCAGAGGUCCGAUCGCACCUGUCAUUGACGAAGAAGCAAACGAAACCGUCAUUAUUGAUGAGACAUACCAGAUGUACGGUGUGAACGCGAUCACAACGGCGCCACGACCUAUGCCCCGCCCGCCAUACGAUGCCAGACUGGGUGCGCCUGUUGACGACAUGCAAAGACUUCGCGUAGAAAAAAUGGAACGACAACUCGCGAAUCUUACUGGACUUGUUCAGAAAGCACUGCAGGUGCCAGGUCCCGCUCCGCCUCCUGUUACUCCCAGGGAAGACUACCAGGCAUACCCUUCUACAUCGAGAGGAACAACUCAGGAUGCCGCGCGAUUUGCCAGCAACGAGAGACCUCCCAAAUUAGGGAGGGACAGAUUUCAAAAAUCAGUAUCAUUUGAGAAAUCAGUAUCCUUUAGUGAUGAUCCACCAGACAUGAACUCUCCAAAACAGCACUCGCCACAGCAUUCAGCUGAUACAAAACCAACAAAACCGGCAAUCAAGUCAUCAACAUUGCCGAGGACUUCAUCACAAGAACGCGACCGUCUCAAACCGGCCCCUCCUCCAAAACCGGCUGGUCUAGCGAGCCAACAAAUGGCACUGGCUCCACAAAAGAACUACACAUUAAAUGUGACUCCUGAUUAUUUCAAUCAACUACGCAUUCUGCAAAAGCAAAGCCGUGAUCUCCGAAUUGAGACACGCAAUUUACGUCGAUCAACUUUGUCACAUUCUAUCCAAAUGAGGCAAAUGAUGGCAGAAACUAUUGUCAAGAUCGGCGCUAUUGCAGCCACGUUUUCCGAAGAAGAUCCGGAUUCGCAGUUGGCACGGGAAGAAGAGAUCUACCGUCAAGAUAUGCUGCUUCUGGAGAAUGAUUUGUACGAGCUCGAAGCUACCGUGGAACGUUUACGCGGUCAAGCUGCAAACAGGGAAACGCGAGUUAACAUGGCAGACAUCGAGCGCAUUGCUAUGGUGCUCUCUAAGAGCAGUAAAACGGUUGCCGAUUGGAAAUUAAAAUUCCCGAUUCUUCAGCAGACAAUGAAAGCCAAACUUGCCGCCGAGCUGGAGAAGGUGGUACGUAAAGAGAAGAUGCUUGAAGAUGAGCCCGAACGAUUGGAACUAGCUCUUCGCAGAUGCAAGAAACUUACUGGAACACUUGUCACUUUGAAAAGGUUGGCUUGCGUUCAAGAGCAACGCUUGCCUAUUACUGAUGGACGCGAUUCCCCAACCUCAUCGCAAAGCUCCACGGCCACCGCUGGACCCUCUUCUGAGGAAUACAAUUCGGAGAACGCUUGCGUUGCACCGAACUCAAACAAGGGUGGCGCCGCCGGGCGAGGCGCACCAGGCCGCGGAGCCUCGGACGUGCGACCCGAGAACGCCCUCGACGCGCUACUAGACGAGCUCCAGACCUUCGCCAAGCCGGCGGAGCGCGGCGGCCGCGGCGAAGGGCCGCUGCGGCGCCUGCACUCGUACCCCAGCGGCAGCGACACGGACGCGUCGCCGCCCGUGCGCGCGCGCGGCCAGCACCCGCCCAAGCCGCCCGUUCCCGAACGGCACCCCGAGCUGCUGGCGCUGGCCGUUCGCCGCGCGCCGCCGCCGCCGCCGCCGCGCACCACCUCCCGCUCCCCCCUCGCCUCGCCCACCUCGCCCACUUCGCCCUCCUCGCCCUCAACGCCGCCCGCGCUUCACUCCGAUCCCGCCGAUCCCAACGACGAGAAAAACGCAUCGCGCCAGGCUCUCCUCGAACACCGCCACCAGGAGCUCCUAAAGAAGCAAAGGGCACUCCAGGAGCAGUAUGCCCGCUUGCAAAUGAUCCAGCGCAGUGGUCCUACGCUGCCACCGAACGCGCAACCCGAUUUAAAGAAAACUGGAAGCGAAUCUAACCUUCUUACCAAAAUGAAUUUAAAUCUAGCGCCGGCGAACAUUUCCGGAAGCAUGACCCACCUUGCCAGUGACUGCGACAAAAACAGAAACGACACUAAUCCUGAAAAAUGCAGUUUACAGUUGCAAGCGCCUGAUGCAGCUGCUACUACUAAUAAAGUUUACGAGACUGACAUUCUGUGACCGUGUCAAUUUAGUUUUAUAUCUUUCUAAGUUAAUUUAGGUGAAAUUAAAUGUUUAAUUUUUAUAUUUACAACAUUGAGUUAGGAUUUCUUCGAAUGUAAUAAUACGCAAAACUUUUUGUUAUUCUUUCAACCGAUUUAUAUGAUAAAAGAAUAAUUUUAUGAUUCGAAUUUAGAAUUGUUUUGGUUGACAUAGGUACUUAUUAGGUCAGCCUCAAUAAUGCUUUCUUGGCAUAUUCCCGGUUCAAUACCCCCUAAACAACACGGCAAGAAUAACGGAAUAUCGAACUAAAUAUCAUUACACGAUUAUAUUAUUAAAAAAAAAAAAAAUACAACAUAAUAUAUUAAUGUCAGAUUAGAUAAUAUAGUUACUCUGUGUGUUAUAUGAAAUAUAUAGAUGUCAACUUUAAUAACAUCCCUUACUAGCACUCGGUCGGAACACGACUUGAUAAAUAGAAAAUUACUUAAUGGAAAAAAAAAUUAUUGUGAUGCUUAUUCAUCUUUGUGAAAGAGAUAGUUAGAAGUUAGACCUAUUUCCUGUCCUAAUCGAUUUUGAAUAAAUGUGUCUCAAAUGAAUGAAAAUCAAUCCUUUCCAAUAAAUAUUACUAGAACCGUUAUCCAUCGAGAGGUAGAGUUCAAGCAACAGACAAUUAUUUACAGACACACACACACUCAAAUUGUUGUGGUGCAUUUUCUCGUUAUCUUUACCCUCUUUUUUACUGUAUAUAAUUAAUUAAUGGAACUCAAUAUUUAACCUAGCCCCUAAAAUUUCUACUAAACCUUAGGUAUUUUAUUACUAUGAUGUGCCAAACUCAUUCAGAAACAAAUCCCCUUUUCUUUUUUAUUCCACAAAAAAACUG